This is a messenger RNA of Leptonychotes weddellii (Weddell seal), 3575 nucleotides long. NCBI's taxonomy places the organism in Eukaryota, Metazoa, Chordata, Mammalia, Carnivora, Phocidae. The record is from RefSeq and is a predicted model, not a curated record.
CGCUCCCCGUGGAGGUUGCUGGUUCCCUGCGGAUGUGGGAAACCUCGUUCCUAAGAUCUCCAUGUCUUUUCUGUUUCAGGUGCUCUCUGCCGUCUGCCAUGCUUUCCAGGUAGGAGAUGCCGGUUGUCCUGGCAGGUGCGUCCGUGCAGCUGGGAAGCAGAAGCCUCGUGUGAAGAUGGAGAGAUAAGACGUCGUCAGGCAGGCCUGUGCGACAGAAAGCUGUGCCCGCCCCGGCCAGGGAGCCCUGGUCCUGGAGAUGGAUCGCAACCGAGAGGCCGAGGUGGAGCUGAGAAGGGGCCCGAGCCCCAGCAGGACAAGCAGGAGCCCCGAGGCGGACGGAGACAAGGCCAUGAGCCACAGCUGCUGCAUCUGUGGCAAGAGCUUUCCCUUCCAGAGCUCCCUGUCCCAGCACAUGCGCAAGCACACGGGGGAGAAGCCCUACAAAUGUCCCUACUGCGACCACAGGGCUUCCCAGAAGGGCAACCUGAAGAUCCACAUUCGCAGCCACCGCACUGGCACUCUGAUCCAGGGCCACGAGCCGGAGGCUGGUGAGAUGCGCGUGUCCGAGGGCCUGGACGGCUGCACCAGCCCCACCAAGAGCACGUCCGCCUGCAACAGGAUCCUCAACGGGGCCACCCAAGUGGACAACAGCAAGAUCCUGCUGAGGAGCAGCAAGAAGGAGGCCGAGGGGGCUGCCUGCGCCCCAGAGGAGGGCAAGGCUGCAGCCCAGUGUUCCUUCUGCAAGUGCAAGUUUGAGCGCAAGAAGGACCUGGAGCAGCACGUGCACCAGGCCCACAAGCCGUUCCGCUGCAGGCUCUGCAGCUACAUGACGCUGAGGGAGGAGUCCCUGCUGAGCCACAUCGAGAAGGACCACAUCACUGCGCAGGUGCCCGGUGGGGCUGAGGCCUACGUGGAGAACGGCAAGCCGGAGCUGACCCCCGGGGAGUUUCCAUGCGAGGUCUGCGGCCAGGCCUUCAGCCAGACCUGGUUCCUGAAGGCUCACAUGAAGAAGCACAGGGGCUCCUUCGACCACGGCUGCCACAUCUGUGGCCGAAGAUUCAAAGAGCCGUGGUUCCUCAAAAACCACAUGAAGGCGCACGGCCCCAAGACUGGGAGCAAGAACAAGCCCAAGAGUGAGCUGGACCCCAUCGCCACCAUCAACAACGUGGUGCAGGAGGAGAUGAUCGUGGCUGGCCUGUCCCUCUACGAAGUCUGCACCAAGUGUGGGAACCUGUUUACAAACCUGGACAGCUUGAACGCGCACAAUGCCAUCCACCGCAGGGUGGAAGCCGGCCGGACACGGGCUCCGGCCAGGGAGGGCGCGGUGCAGGGCAGCCCCCCGGACUCCCAGCAGCUCUUCCUUCAGUGCCUCAACCUGCGGCCUGCGGUGGCCAGCACGCCCGCCCACGGGCAGGCGGGGCAGCGUGUGGCCGAGCUGGACCCGGUCAACAGCUACCAGGCCUGGCAGCUGGCCACGCGGGGCAAGGUGGCCGAGCCGGCUGAGUACCUCAAGUACGGGGCGUGGGACGAGGUGCUGGCCGGGGACGUGGCCUUCGACAAGGAGCGGCGCGAGUACAUCCUAGUGAGCCAGGAGAAGCGCAAGCGCGAGCCGGAGCCCGGCACUCAGGGGCCCCCGCGCAAGCGGGCGGGCGCGCCCGGGGACCCCAUGCCUGGACCCCUGGACCCCAGGCCGGCCCCACGGCCCAGCCGCCGCGCUGCUGCCCCUGCUGGCCAUGGCAAGUCCUCUGAGUGCUUCGAGUGCGGCAAGAUCUUCCGCACCUACCACCAGAUGGUGCUGCACUCCCGGGUGCACCGCCGUGUGCGCCGAGACCGUGAUGGCCCCGGGGAUCGGGGGCCCCGUGCGCGCUGUGGCUCGCUCAGCGAGGGCGACUCGGCCUCGCAGCCCAGCAGCCCAGGCUCGGCCUGUGGUGCUGCCGCUGACUCCCCAGGCUCGGGCCUGGCAGACGAGGCUGCGGAGGAGAGCGGAGAGGACAGUGCAGCCGACCCUGCACCAGGGGGAAAGCCACUCCGCUUCUGCUUUUCUGAAGAGGUGGCAUCAACUGUGCUCUCCAAUGGAGACCAGAGUCACGCGCCUGGGAGUAACGUGUCAGCCACAGGCCCCGGGGAGCCCAGAGCGGGGAGCGCAGCUUCCGUGUCCGUGCUCGAAAACAGGAGCCGAGAUGCUUCCAAGAGAGCAGAGCCGCCCAGGUUUUCUGUGGACAUCAAGACGCCUGCAUUUCACCCGAAGCAGGAGGUCUCCAUCUCCAGGGACACCGCAGACUUCCCUUCACAUUCGGUUCAGACUUUUCCGGAAGGAGCGGGCCUGCAGCUCUUGUCCGCGAGCCCGGCUCACCCCCUGAAGGAGAAGCUAUCUGAUUUGCACACGAGGGAGCACGCUGUGGGGGGAAGGAAGGUGCCGGCCCCAGACCUGGUCCCGCUGGACCUCAGCGAGCGGUCGAGCCGGGAUGACCCCAGCCACAAGGAACUGGCCUCGUCCCUGCAGGCUGCACUGGCCGUUCACCCCUGUCCUUACUGCAGCCACAAGACGUACUACCCUGAGGUCCUGUGGAUGCAUAAGCGGAUCUGGCACAGGGUCAGCUGCAACUCCAUGGCCCCCCAGUGGAUUCAGCCCAACGGUUACAAAAGCAUCAGAAACAACUUGGUUUUCCUUGCCCGGAGCGGACGCACGGGCCCCCCGCCUGCCCUCGGGGGCAAAGAGUGCCAGCCUCUGCCCAUCGCUCGGUUCACGCGCACUCAGGUGCCGGGAGGGGCGCCGGGGCCCAAAGGCAGCCCCUCGCCCCUGGGCGUGACCCCGAAAGCCACUAGCGUGCCGAAGAGCAAGGAGAGCCAUUCCGGGGGCCCCUGUGCGCUUUGGGUGGCCGGCCCCGACGGGCCCCGGCAGACCAAACCUGGCCAUGGCCCUGAGCCGCACGGCGGCCCCACGCAGCUGCCCCUGCCGAAGCCCAGGCAGGAGGCCAGCCCCAGACCGGGGCCCGCGGCGGGCGGCGGUGGCUUCAGCCGAAGUGCCACCCCCACGCCCUCCGUCAUUGCCCGGGCAGGCACCCAGCCCCCGACCAGUAGCAGGCCAGGGGACAAGUACGUCACGCCUCCGGCAGGGACCAGCCUCGGCCCCCCAAAUAAGCACAGUGCCCCGGACCCCCUAAAAGCCAAAUUCAGCCCCCAGCCUCAGGGUCAGCCACAGGUGAAAGGCGACGGGGGCCCCCCUCUACCUCCCCGCGAGCCCCCCUCCAAGGCUGGCCCCGAGCUGCGGCCGCUGGCUAGCUGUGGAGCGGGCCCCAGGGGGCACGCAGCCCUGCAGGCCCAGCCCGCCCUGCACACCAGCAAGCCCGCGUCUGACGGCCACGAGAAGCGGCUGGACAUCCUCAAUAUCUUCAAGACGUACAUUCCAAAGGACUUUGCUUCUCUCUACCAGAGCUGGGGUGCCAACGGUCCUGCACUAGAGCACAGAGGGACGCUCCGGACGCAGGCCCGCCAAGGAGACUUCGUCUGCGUGGAGUGUGGGAAGCGUUUCCACCAGUCCAGCCGCCUCAGGGCCCACACGCGGGCCCACACAG